Cadophora gregata is the source of this 758-nucleotide messenger RNA. RefSeq lists its product as uncharacterized. The transcript is spliced from 6 exons. Gene Ontology annotation, molecular function: protein heterodimerization activity. The record is from RefSeq and is a predicted model, not a curated record. Gene Ontology annotation, cellular component: nucleus; CHRAC. NCBI's taxonomy places the organism in Eukaryota, Fungi, Ascomycota, Leotiomycetes, Helotiales, Ploettnerulaceae. The coding region runs from base 148 to 717 and encodes 189 amino acids.
UGGAAGUUUGGAGGUGUUGUGUGGCUAUCGCAGGAGAGAGACUACAGAGCGCUUCUUAUUGCUGACACUCACCUGCGAAGCGUGACUUACCAGCUUUAGCAAGCCUACAAGGUCAAGACCAAAAUUAUAGCGCAGGCUAAAAUAAUCAUGCCCUACAACACUGCUCCUAUCCCUCCCCGGAAGGAGGCCACUGGUACUACCCAACUACCACUUUCCCGUGUAAAGAAGAUGAUACAAGUUGAUUCGGAUAUUCAUGCCUGUUCCAACUCUGCUGCUUUCGUCAUAACGGUUGCUACGGAGAUGUUCAUUCAGUACCUUUCUGAACAGGCACAUAAUGUCGUCCGCUCGGAGAAGAAGCCUCGCAGAAACAUUCAAUACCGAGAUCUUGCAAAUGCUGUGGCUCACCAUGAUAAUCUGGAGUUCCUUGUUGAUAUUGUCCCAAAGACAAUCCCUUACAAGGAAGCCAAGAAGAUCGCAUCAGGGCCCAGCAAAACGAAUGGCGAGAGUUCCGUCGAGGUCGGCCAAACCACUCUCGAUAUAUUGAAGCCUACUGCGAACGGCACUAAUGGAUUUGGAGCCCAUGAUACCUCAUUAGAUGAUGACGAGGCUGAUGAUCCUAAUGCGCAGCUGGAGAAGGAGAGUCGCCGCGUUCGAUUGAGCACGGGGUCUACCAUCUCUGAAAGUCAGAACCAGGGCCAAGAUGUUGAGAUGAAUUGACCUGGCUUAUUUCAAGCAGCGUUCACGAAUGAGUCAUGACU